AUGUUCCACAAUGCAUUCGUAUCCGAGGCCAUCCGCUCAAAACAUUUUGUGCUUCAACUUCAAGACUUUCAGAUGACGUCUGUUCUGGGGUCCCAGGUGGAAGUUCUGAAGGAGUUCAAAAGUCUGAGUGCUGCUCUGGGCUACAGUCCUCUUGACUUCAUCCUCAGUGCUGGGCAAGGGGUCCACUUGUGUCCCCACCACUCUGAGCCACGCUGGGCCUUGGAUGGGAAGCAAUCAGUUCUGAGCCUUGUGCAGAGCUGUCCUGAGGGCCAUGAGUCCAAGACCCUUGAUCAGGUAGACAUUCUGGGCCAGUGUCCCACAUACAAGAGUCAAAGGGCUCAGCUGCUCAAGACCAAGGACUUGUCGACGUGCUCCCUAGAGAGUGCUCACUCCUCCCUGCCACACUCUGCCACUGCCUGGGAUGUGUCUAAUCUCCCAGCGUCCUCUGCCUGUUCUGCUGGCACUGCCCAGAGCUUCCAGGCCACCGUCCUGCAGGAUGCUGCCUGUGAGGGGCGGCACAGAGCCGGGCCCCUGCUCCAGAAGGCCAGCGCUGUGCACACACUGGCACACUCCUUCCUCACACUGCGGUGGGUGGUGGCCCAGGACCCAUCCAUCACAGGGGCAGCCCCUUCUACCCCGGCCACAGUGGGAGGGAGAAUGGAGUGGGCACCUCGGUUAUAUCUCUGCUAUGACCUCAUGUAUGUAGAUUUCAAAGACUUGAGUCCCAGCAGCCUGCAGUAUGAACAGGAGGAGACACUGUCCCCAGCCAGAGUGACCACGGCAGCUGCAUUGGUGAGGAGGCUGUGUGUGGCUCAGCCUGCCAGCUUUGAGACCUCAGAGAUAUUCCUGAUGCUGGUGUCUGAUCUCCAAGGCCUUUCUGUGGAUGCGCUGACAGAGGUCUGGAGACACUCUUCUUUGAGAUGCCGAGAUGAUUGGCACCCGCAGAUAGAUGCUCUGUCCUCCUGCGGUACUCAGAACUGUGCGGGCCUCAUGAAGCAGCUCAUCCUGGCUAGGGAGGUGGAGUCAGACCAGGCAGAGGCGUGGCUAUGGCCACUGACCUUCAUCCCAUGGCGGCUCCCCACAAUCCCAAAGCCCACAGACACCAUGGUGCACACACUGCUGCCACUGCUGCAGUCUCCCAGCCCAGAGGCUUUCCUUGGCAACUCAGCCCUGGCACAUAACCUCUGUACUGCUCUGGGUGGGCACUGCCAACAGCUGCCUGGAGUUGGCUCGCUUGUGAGGAUUCUGGGAGAGGCUUUGGGUGUGAGCUGUAGCUUCCCAGAACCUGUGGCUGCUGGCCAGGUGUCUUGUGCUAAGGCCAUCGGCAAUGCAGGCCUGGCAGCCACAGCUCUCACCUCUGUGCAGAGCACCUGCGCAUCCCUGAGGGACUCUCCAGAGAUCCACCUGGCGGCUAUCCAGGCCUUCGGAAGGGGGCAGGAAGUGCAGGUGACCCGGAAGCUGAACCUGGCUUUGGGGGACGUCUUCUUUCCCACAGUUUCUGGCAUUCCAGUCAAGCUCAGCCUCCAUGUCUUGGCUACAGUCAGCAUCCAUGUCCAAGGAAUGGCUGAGUUCCAGCAACUCUCGGAUUUCUCCCUGAGGGGUUACUUCAAGCCCAGUGCCCUCCUGCAGGUUUUGGCUCAGAUGGGCACUACUGGGACCCUGGGUCAGGCUAGGCUGAGAUGGUCGACCCGUGUCCAUGGCGCCACUAGCCUAGAUGGCAGUACCCAAGCUAGAAAGGGUCAGGACCUUAAAGUGUAUCUUAAUGUCCCAGAGGUUUCGGUGGAGCUUCUCAGCUUCAGUGUUGACUAUUACACGGCUGAGCUAUACCCCAGGUCAGAUGUGUUUUCAUUUCUUUGUUCGGGCUGGUACCUGUGUGCUGGUGUGGCCUGGCCAGGGCCUGGUCAGCCCUCUCUGCUCUCAGUGCCUGUGUCCACAGGUUUGAUUCUGGAGGAGAACCCAGGACGUCAGCUGUUCGUGCUAGAAGCUGUCUACACCCUCCGCUUCCAGAAGAGCCGGCUCCCUGAAGAAGACACAGCCCACCUCUUCAUGGGUACACCCAAGUCAGAAGUGGCCAGGGAAGUUGGGGUGGACAUCAGCUACAGUGUGCCCCAGAGGAAGUGCCGGUUCCAGCUGCUGCACCCCAAAAAGAAAAUUCAGCUGGACCUUGAGGACAGCGCUCCCCCUGGACAACUGGAGGCCAACUACGGGGAACAGUGGGCUGAGAGUGGUCACAAGAGAUGCCUGCGCAUCAGCCAGACCUUCAGGAACCACUCAGGAUCCGCAACUACUUCCUGGUUCCAUCAGCUUGCACUGCAGGUCCCUAAGAGGCAGGUGGACAGCCUCACCCAGCCGUCCUACUUGAGCCUCCGGCAGCCCCAUGUCAAAAGCAGCACAUACCUGAAGGGGCCAGUCACUGGUCAGCUGCCCUUCAUGGUGGGCUUGCACUGGAAGGACACCUCCAGGGCCACCCUGUGGAGAUGGGAAGGGGAGGACCAGUGAGCUUUGAUCUUGGACAGUCCAUGGCUCACAGUGUCUGUGCCUCACAGGCUCUACUGACCACACAGGGCCGUGGUCCAGGCUGUCUCAGAGCUGACACUGGCCAAGGCCUGGACCCUCGAGGAUCUGGAGGUCAGCCUGACCUGCAUGAGCCAGGGCCAUGAUAAGGAGGUCAAGAUCUGGGUGUACACUGGGGCCACCACCUACUUGCAGGUUUCCAUGGUGACAACCUUGAUGCCAGGCCUGUUCCACAGCAGGAGUGAGCUGGGGUCAAGCAGUGCAGCUCUGCUGAGCAAGGUCCACUCGGAGAACAGCCAGGACAGGAAGGUCCUGCACUGCUGGUUAGAGAGUUUCCAGAGGGAACUGAACUUCACAGCAACCUACAAGCACACGAAGAAAACACCAGGCAUGUUAGUACAGUCCCUGGGGUCAGGGAAGUGGGGACCCAGCUUCCUCGGCACAGAAGUUCCAGGUGCCCGUGGUUGGGAGAGGUGCAUUGGAGCCCCAGAAGACCUAUACACUGCUGACAGUCCUGGGGACAGCCAGGGACAGCCUUGAGGCCGGCAGCUGGAGGCAGAGCGGGAGCAGCUGUAGCAAGGCAAGACGUUGUACGGGGGGACAUUGAUCCUCCGCUCCUCCAUCAUUGACAGCAGUAUGAGCGGAAGUCUGCGGCUCGUGGCUGAGCCUGAGAGCUGCUCCCAGGCAUCUCAGUGCUUUGCUGUGGAAAGGCUGCGUCACUCCCUGGGGACCAAGGCUGUCCUGAAUGGCCAAGAGGAGAGGCUAGGCACUGUGGUGCUGGGCUGCCAGGCUGGACUCCUCUGUGUGAACUUGGCCUACCGCUAUGACCAUAAGGUUCUUCCCCAGAGCCUGGAGGGAUGCCUGGUGGCUUGGAACACUCAUGCUAAGAACAGUGAGGUCAACACUACAGUAAAAGUCAACCAGGAAGUUGUUCUGCAUCUGAAGGGUUUACACCAGGGUAGCUGUCAGGACGGAGGGAUCUGGCACAGCAUGACUCUGGAUGCCACCCAUUCCAACCAGAGGUCAGAGAACAACGUGAAGGUGUCAGCAUUCUCCUUCCACAGUGUGGAUCCAGGGAUAGAGCUCAACUCAUAUGCUGGAGGAGCUGAGGGGGGCCCUUCAGGAGCGAAGGGAGCAUUUGACUUCAUCAUAGAUGCACAAGCUGCUAUCAAUCACAAUGCCACAUCCCAGGUGCAGGCUGCCACCGGAUGUCACAAGGAACACAGAGAGGACAUGUCCCUGUCUGCGCAUGUGUCUGGCCAUGUGCUGCUUCUGCUAGAGAUGGACGCUAAAACUAGAAAGAGCCACGGGAGCAGGAACAUGAGGCUGUCCCUCCAGCAGAUUGUCUUCAGCACCCCCAGAGCUCUUCAGCUACAGCUAUCCUCCAAGGUCACCCCAGCAAGGGUACAGCUGUUUUCCAAGGUGCUGUUGGACCAGGACUCAACUCAGCUGCUCCUCAAGACAUCUGAGGAGAGGAGAGGAGGCUGGUUACUGUUCAGAGAACUCUGGACCUUGGAAGACAGGAGUUCCUCCCCGAAAUUCACUUUUGACACCCAAGAUAUGGUGGUCUUCCAUGGUCACAGCCAGAACCAUGCCAACAGCCAGUUAGAGCUGAACUGGAUGUGUUCAUGCCGGCUCCAGCACAGAGCUGCUGCCGUGGGGCUGCUGUCCCGGAUCAGCCCCUUCCACAGCCAAGUUUCUUCACCCAGGGAGCUGUGGGUCCCUUGGGUCUGGGGCUCUGGGAGGCAGAGCCUGGAGCCAGGCGCCAUCUUGCUGACAAAGGCAUCUCCCCUACACGUUUCCCUCCACCAGCUCCAGUGCUCCAAGGAUGAGACCAAAAGCAGCUUUGCCCUCGAGGUGGGGGAGCCCCGUUCCCAUGUGAGCACCAUCCUGCUAGCUGCUGAGGACAGCCUAGCCAAUGUCAUCCAGGUGCACACACUUCCCACGGAGCCGGUCCUGAGGACUAUGAUCCAGAAAGCACAAAGCACCCACAUCCUGUAGCAGGUGGUGCCGUGGCAUGGCCGGGAGGUGACCCUCAAUGGGAGCCUCUCUGGGUCACUCUCAGAGCUCUUGGGGGCCAUCUGUCUUCAGGCAGAGCUUGCCCACCAGCUGUCUCUGUCCCUGCCACAAUGCUGCAGCCUCUGCCUAUCCUUGGAAUACUCGAGAGGCAGCCACCAGGGUGACCUGGCUGUAACUUGGGACAAUAAAGACCAGAUCACCUGGGCUGAUAAGUCCCCUAUGCACCGUGUGGCCUGGGAUGGCUGCCUAGCUGCAUCCCUAGGUCAGCUUCAAGAAACCUGGAGCCUGGCCCCACUGCAGGCCUCUGGGGCCCUGACUGGGACCCCAGUCAUGUUUAGUGAACUGUUUGAUCUCUCCUGGGGCCAACACCGACUGCAGCAGAACAUGACCUAUGAGGUCCUUGGCCUCUGUGUGACUGACAAUCACUUGUAUGUAUGUCAUGACCCACCAUUCCAAAAGGACAAGGUCCAUGCAGAGGCCACGCUUGAGCACAUCCUCUCGGGCCCCUGUACCCAGCCCAGCUUCCAGGGCCCAGGAGAGACUGACUACCUGCACGAGUUAUGCCGCGCUCUCCACCUGGGGCUUUGCAACUUGCCCAGGGCCCUCUCGUUCUCUAGGGAGCACUGUCUGGACCAGGGUGCACUCUUGUUGCGUUCUCAGUAUCAGUUGGGUCUUGCCCCGGACUCCAGCCAGGGCCUGCGCUUUAGCCUAAUCUCACAACCUAAAGCACCGGACUUCUCUGGGCAGCUGGAGCUCCAAGGCCCUAGGGCUCAGCAGCUCAGCUUGCUGGGUGGCCUCCCUACCUCAGCUUCAAGCCUGGUCCAGCUGGAAGGAAGGACGGAGAAGGAGAAACGAAGACUGUUGGUGUCCCGGGCUCUGCACUGUCUUCAGGCUUCUGCUGCCCAUGGGGACAGUCAGGAGAGCUGUGGAGGUGGAGGCUCUGCUCCUGAGCAGCAGCCCGCCCAGCCACCAGGGCGCCUAGCUAACCAGAGCCUCCUUCUAGUUGUACAAGGUUGUCAAAGGGCCCUACUGGAAAAGAAGCUCCGACACCUAGAAAGCUAUGUGAGAGGCAUUCAGAACCUGGUAGGUAGCCAGCCCCUGCUAAGGAAGCAUGAGGGGCUCUGGCCUGGCCUGUGGCCUGCAGCGCGAGUUUUCCCUGCCUAGGUACAGCCGGUGGGCACUCUGGACAGUGUGACAGAGGGUCUGUUGCUACUGACUCGGGCGGGGCUAGGCGCUGUCCAGGCACCUGUGGUGGCCACCCUGUGGGACAGAGGCCAGACCAGACACGUGCUGACUCGACGCCUCCUUCUCUACCUGGAGCAGCUUCAGGGGGAGAUGGAGCAGCUGCAGACUGAGCUAGAACCUGAGGAUAGGAGAGGGGUCAUCCACCGUACAGUGUCCUGGGCUGAGGCUCAGGCCUCCUGGGUCCCGAAGCAGCUCUGCAAACCCAUGCUGAGUCGUGCUGUGGUAGCCGGGUCCGGGUCUGUGGUGACCUUUGAUGGGCAGGUGUGGGACCCGGGUCCCUGCUGUGGCAGCUUCCUUCUUCACCAAACGUUCUCUCUGAUGCUGAGCCGCACAAGCUCAGGGUUCACGUCCCUUCAUGUAGAGCUGAACCAUACAACCCUUGUUCUGCAUCCUACCCUAAAGGUUAACUCACCCGUGUGUGGUCCACGGGCUUACAAGAUGUAUGACACUGCCUGGCCUUGGGACGGCUGCUAAGAUCUAGAGCCACCUCCUGCGAGCACUGGGUCCAGGGCUGAGCUGAGCAGCGAGGACAGUGUGUCUGUCUCCUGGGAUGUGCCAGCAGGCCUCUGCAGCCUGAUGCUAGGCCUGUGGCACCACGACAGUCUGUACAGGGUGAAGUCAGCUCUCGUGAGGUCUCCCAACAUGCAACUAGACCCCGAAAGGUCUUCUGGGAAGCUCACUAAGUGGCCCGGUGGGGGCCUUCUGGGUACCAACAAUAACGAGGCGGAUGAUGGGCUACUGCUGCCAGAUGGCACCGAAGCUGCCAGCCUGGAGGAGCUCACCCAGGCCUGGCAGGCUCAGUGGAGGACAGCUGCCCAGGUCCGGGGUGAAGCGGGAACCCUCACGCUGCACUCAAGGAUACAGGCACCUUGCUGA
This is a messenger RNA of Mus pahari (shrew mouse), 6654 nucleotides long. RefSeq lists its product as uncharacterized. Gene Ontology annotation, molecular function: lipid carrier activity. The record is from RefSeq and is a predicted model, not a curated record. Gene Ontology annotation, biological process: lipid transport. Lineage: Eukaryota; Metazoa; Chordata; Mammalia; Rodentia; Muridae.